UUGUCUCUCAUUUGGAAAUCACGCUGUCAUCUUGCUUUAGAAUACACAUGGAUGGGCGUAUGCCAGGGAGAUGUUGGCAUGGAAAGAUGUGAAGGCUCCUGAUUGCAGCUUGUAUUUAUGGACUCUCCUUUUCUCUUCCCCUCUAGUUACCGUGACAGUGGGAGGCAAGCAACACUUGCUCGGACUAUAUGACACUGCUGGACAGGAGGACUACAACCAGCUGAGGCCUCUCUCCUACCCCAACACGGAUGUGUUCUUGAUCUGCUUCUCAGUGGUAAAUCCUGCCUCUUACCACAACGUCCAGGAGGAGUGGGUCCCGGAGCUGAAGGACUGCAUGCCUCACGUGCCUUACGUCCUCAUAGGGACCCAGAUUGAUCUCCGUGACGACCCCAAAACGUUGGCCCGUUUGCUGUACAUGAAAGAGAAGCCUCUCACGUACGAGCACGGCGUGAAGCUUGCAAAAGCGAUCGGAGCCCAGUGCUACUUGGAAUGCUCGGCGCUGACGCAGAAAGGCCUCAAAGCGGUGUUCGACGAAGCCAUCCUCACCAUCUUCCACCCCAAGAAGAAGCAGCAGCACUGCUCCGAGUGUCACGGCUGCUGCUCGAUUAUCUGAGGCGCCCUGAGGCCCGCCUCCACCCCAUCUCCGGGUGACACUGGCAGCCAGCCUCUGCGACCAAGCCCAAGCCAACGAGGAGGGCAUGACCAGAGGGAAGCCCUGCACCCAGAGGCUGCUUCUCCGCCCCUCGAGCCCUGCGGCGCACAGCCCACCCCCAGCCCCGGCCGCGACCUCCCCAGCAGCCCGAGCGAGCACACUGCUCCCUCCAGGGAAUGCGGGCCGGGGCCUCAGCCAGUGACUUUGGCCACGUCGAAGCAAAGUCAAGGACUGCCUUGCAUCCCCCCUCCACGAACGUGACGCUGAUGGGAAAUCGCGGCAGGAAAACCAAAAGACGCACUCGGUCCCUGUUCUGGCGGCCUUACUUCAUGUCUUUUCCAAAACAUGGGAAUACAGUACUAACCCCUUUUUCUGAGGCGCUGUUCUACCUAUGUGUCUUACAUGCCUCUGUAUUAUUUUAAGAAAUUUACUAAUUUACCAGUUUACCCAAGCCUUACAAAUCUAUACCAAAUUAGCCAAACGGCAAAGUCUUUUAUACUCAUGUCUAUCUUCAGACUGUUUCUACCAAAGUGGUCAGAACCAACCCGUACCUCUGAAUGCCUGACUCUAAGGAGAGACAAGAGGACGUUAAAACUUUUGGAAAUUUCAGAGCCUUCAUUUUUGAACCUGGUUGAAAGAAAACACUAUCUGAAUUGUUGCAGGUUCCAUUUUUGCCAAAGAUUCAUCCUGGAAAUGCUUACGUUGAUAGGGAGCGUUCUUUUUUCUGUAUUAUAUUGUCAUGGCAAAUUAGGGAUGAACUGUGUUUAAGAAAGUAGUAUUCUUGCUUUUCAAUCAAAUUGAUUGGGGGAAGAAUAUGGCAGACUUAUCAUGUGAAAUAUUCUUUAUUCAGCAAAGUGAACUUUCCUGCUCCCUCCCUUCCCCUUUCUUCCCUUGAUUUCACACUUUCUCCCAUGCCCAAUAAGAACCUGGUCUAAAGGAAGGGCCUGAAAGGGUUAGAAUUUAAUUGUCCCCAAAAGUUAAGCAAAGUGCCUCAAUUUUUCCUCUAGCUCCAACUGAAAGUACAGUUGUCCCCCAACCUUAUCUGUGGUUUCCCUUUCUAUGGUUUUAGUUACCCACGGUCAAUUGUGGUCUGAAAAUAUUAAAUGGAAAAUUCCAGAAACAAACAAUUCAUAAGUUUAAAAUCUCACGCUGUUCCGAGUAGUGUGAGGAAAUCUUGCACCGUCCACUCUGCCCCUCUUGGAACAUGAAUCAUCCCUUUGUCCAGCGUAUCCGCACAGUAUAUGCCACCUGCCCAUUAGCACUUGGUAGGCGUCUCAGUUAUCAGAUUAACUGCCAUGGUGUUGCAGUGCUGUGUUCAACUAACCAUUAUUUUACUUAGGAAUGGCCUCAAAGCGCAAGAGCAGUGAUGCUGGGAAUUUGGAUAUGCAGAGAGAAGCUGUACAGUGCUUCCUUUAAGUGAAAAGGAAUGUGUGAAUAAGAAAAAAACAUAAUAUAUAUAGGAUUUGGUUUCAGGCAUCCACUAGGGUCUUGGAACCUACCCCUGCAGAUGUGGGAGACAACUGUGCUUCUCAACUUGCCCCACGGAAGCUCCCAUUCUAUUUAAAUGACAUUUUCCAAGUAGAACUGGUACUAAAAUGUUGCCUCUCCCUAUUUCCCAUACUCAUUGUCCCAAAUGUGUAUUCAGGGGCUAGAUCUGAGUACUAAGCUCUGGAUCCAUUUAUCCCCCGCUUUUCAAAAUGACGUGCCCCAUAGAACAGGGACUUUGGCCUUGCGCAAGUAAAAGCCCCCAAGAAGGAUUUGGGUCCUUUCUGUGUGACUCUUCCAAACAUCCAGGGAUCUUUUAUCACAGAGUGAGUUACUUCCUAGCUUUUAAUUACAGACUGCAGAGGCUUCUAAUUAGUCUCAUUUGCCUACAAUUACCCUAGAAACACCCAGGUAGGCACUUUAUUUUUAUUCCAAUUGCAUAAGCGAAGUGCCUCUUUGCAGCAUGAAAUUACACCAAUUUUAGUUAAGAAUUUCCAGAUUCACACUCCUUUCCUUACAAAAAUCCAGUCCUUCUAGUCUCUUCUGCUCCUGGAGGAAGCACAUAAAAACAGGAGCUUACAGUGUGGGUCUUUCCUGUUAAGACCUUCUGUGACACCCCCUCAGUGUUUUGGGUUUUAUUUGUUUGUGUUUUAGAAUUUCUGAAAUGUGUUUCCCCUUCUUCCACAUCUCAAAUUCUAUUUCCCUUCUCCCCCAUCUAGUUACUAAACAUUCUCUUAAAUACACACACACAUACACACAUACCCCAAGCUAGAAGAAAACGGGAGUUUUGUAAGUCAAAGCUUGACAAGAAAACAAGGACUUUAUACCUUUGUAAAUGGAAAUCAAUCAUGUAUAAACUUAACUCUGCCAAGGUUAUAAAUUCAUUCUUUACAAACAAUAAUGAGCAUUUAGCCCUGUAAUAAACGAAGUGCCAUUAGCCAGUUUUGUUACAUUAUUGCACAGUUACAUUUUGCUAGAGGGCCGCUCCUCACUUUUCACUGAUGCAGAUGAAAAUUUGAGAGCAGUAUGUUUGCUCGGCCAGAGAGAAUUGUCCAGAUGUGUGCACUCGACAGGCAAAUGGUUCCCUAGGCCAUCACCUCCCCAGAAGGCUGCAGGAAUGAACUGGGUCCCAGCGGGAAGAUCACGCUCUCUCCCGAACCAGAACCCAGGGAGACGGUUGGUGUGAGGGUGCCGCACAGGCUCCUAGAGGUCUAACGAGCUAAUGAUUGAAUAAAAUCCUGAAGAACAAA
Molecule: messenger RNA, 3387 nt
Organism: Miniopterus natalensis
Lineage: Eukaryota; Metazoa; Chordata; Mammalia; Chiroptera; Miniopteridae
Source: RefSeq, a predicted model, not a curated record